CAACAAUUAUCCCAAUCCUCCCAAAACAAAAACAAGAAUGAGGAUACAAACAUAACCAAAAUGGAUUCCUCCGCCAGUCCACCGGGAGUUGGUUUUCUUUCCAAUCUUUUGAUUAAGAAAAUAUUUACAAACUUAUUGAGUCAUCAUUUAGAUUGCUUCAGUUGAGUGGUGUAGUAUAUCCUAAUAGUUAUUUCCGAUCUUUUGAUGAAGAAAAUAUUUACAAACUUGUUCAAGAAUUUAGACUAGAGGCUGGGAAUACUAUGAGAUGCACUCUUUAAAGAGUGAGUGAGCUAUUAUAUUAUGCCGCUCAGGUGGUUCCUAAUCUGGAAUAUGAAAUUUCUUCCCUUACAAAAUUACUAGAGACUCGUAGAUGAUUAAUUCCAUACUAUAUCUUUUUCUGGUCUGCCUAAUUUAUUUAUUCACACUUCAUACAUGACAUAGUUUUGUUUCUUAUAUUUCUUUUUCACUUUCUGAUGAUGUUUUGAUGUUAACUUUGAUUUAUUUCGGACAGAGUUAAUGGUGACUUGUACGUAUACCCAAUCAAUUGAAACGGAGGAGAUCGAAUGUGGCAAAGGGGAAACAAACGAAACGAAAACAAAAGCAAAAAUCAAAUGGGGCAAAACGUAAAACGAAGCAAGAAAGCGACGGGCAACCGGCCAAUCCCGUGGGCGUCGAACCAACCCAAAUUGAGACCGAAAAAUGUUUAUAUAUUCCACUUUUCCCCCUUCCAACCCUUCCUAAUUUGACACCGUCCCGUCUCCCCUUUCUCUCUCUCUCUUUUUCCGUCCGCCUUCCCCUGCCAGUCCAGCCGUCGCCGAUGAUAUGAUUUCGCCUCCCUACCUCAGUGCCUCAGCUAAUGCCGCACUCCUUCUCCGUCCACUCAUCUCUCCGCUUCCUCAUUGCCUCAGUUUUCCGGUGCUCGUUUAAGCCUCCGUCACCAACUUCUCCGUCCGCCGGUGAGCAUUGCCGGCGAUAGCGGAAACGGUGGAAGAACAAAAAAAAGGAAAGCGAGUCAGAGGAUAGAGAUAAAAGUAGCCUCUAACUCCUCCUCAGCUCUCAGUUUAUUACUCCUCAAUUCCUUGUCUCUUUUUGGCUGCCUCUUCUCGAUUCCAGCUCUCUGCCGUCGUUUGGUAUCUAGUCUGUGAAGUUUACAAAGGAUCUUCCACCUGUGAUCGAUCUACAUCCGUCCAAUUUCUCUGCUCUCUGCCAAGAAUCGGCGAUUGAUUAUGUAAAUUUUGUGCUCGCUUAGUGAAUAUAAGCUGAUUUUGAGCAGGAUUAGCUUCGGAAUUGAGCUGAUUAGGGACGAGAAAUUUGUCCGGGAAGCUAGAAUCGUGAGUAUGUUGGAUCUUAAUCUGAAUGUGAAAUCGGCCGAGUUGACUCACUACUCCGACUCGACCGAUUUCAUGGAGGAGGACAAGUAUCAGUUCCAUCGCCUGCUCCCGGAGGCAUCGGGGACGUCUAGCUCGUCGGUAGUCAACGCCGACGCGUCGAGCAACGAGGACUCGUGCUCCACGCGUGCGUACAACGGCGACGCUGCGAAUAACAAGAACGUCCUCAGCGGCGGCACCAACACCGUCGCCUGCCCCUUCAACUUCGACAUACUGAAAGUUGGUGGCGGUGGCGGAAAUGAGGAUGGCGAAGACGAAGUCGUUGUCACCAAGGACUUCUUCCCGUUGAGCUGCGGGAAGCAAAACUCUCCGGUGGCGUACGGGUGUCCGGUAGGUGGGAAUCCGCCGGGGAAUUGGAUUGAUCUGACUGUCGAGAGGCAGCAGGAGAUCCCCAGUGGCGGUGGUAGUGGGGGACCGGUGCGCGUAAUUCCACAAGCCUCACAGCAGGUGAAAAAGAGCCGGAGGGGUCCCCGGUCUCGGAGCUCGCAGUACAGAGGAGUUACUUUUUACAGGCGGACUGGGAGAUGGGAAUCUCACAUCUGGGACUGCGGGAAACAGGUUUAUUUGGGUGGAUUUGACACUGCUCAUGCUGCUGCAAGGGCCUAUGAUCGAGCUGCAAUUAAGUUCAGGGGAGUUGAUGCUGAUAUCAACUUUAGUCUUGCCGACUAUGAUGAAGACAUGAAUCAGAUGAAGAAUCUGACCAAGGAAGAAUUUGUGCACAUAUUGCGUCGACAAAGCACUGGUUUCUCCCGUGGGAGUUCAAAAUUUCGAGGAGUGACAUUGCACAAAUGUGGCCGGUGGGAAGCUAGAAUGGGGCAGUUCCUCGGCAAAAAGUAUAUAUAUCUUGGGCUGUUCGACAGUGAGGUAGAAGCUGCAAGGGCUUAUGACAAGGCAGCCAUCAAGUGUAAUGGAAGGGAGGCUGUGACCAACUUUGAGCCCUGUACAUAUGACGGGGAGAUGCUUUCUGAGACUAAGACUGAAGGAACUGGCCACAACCUUGACCUUAACUUGGGAAUAUCCCCUCCUUUUGCCUGCGCUUCCAAGGAAAAUGCAGGCCACCUGCCGUUUCACUCAGGACCUUCAGAUAGUCGUGAUAAGAGUUCAAAGGUAGAGAACCCAACUGGUAAAAUGGCUGGUGAUCCACGUUUCCAAGGGUUUGUGAGGACCUCAGAUCACUCAAUACCCUUGAACAGUGCAUAUACCACUUUCUUCCCUACCGAGGAAAGAGCCACCACGGAGAAGAUGAUAGAACAACACUUACAACAACAAGCUUCUUCUCAUGGGUUCCCCCGCAGCUGGGCGUGGCAAAUGCAUGGGCAACAGGUCACAGCAGCAACUACUACUGCCCCAAUGGCAUUGUUCUCUACGACAACUGCAGCAUCAUCAGGAUUCUCAACUUCAGCUACCCAUCUCCACCGUCCUCCGCCUCCUUCCACCAAUCCCUCGACACCUUUCCACCACAACAUGGCGGCGGGAGCAGCAGCAGGCCACGGCUUUGGUUUCGUACCAUCUCCCACGGCCAUGGCUGCCAAUGGCUCUCAGUUCUACUACUCGAUGAAGCCUCCCCAGGCUCCCACCAUAUAAAACCAACCACACCAGACUCUUCUUCUUCUUCUUCGGCAAGCAAAGUAGAAAAGGCGAAAUGUUCUGUAUUAAUGCGAUACAGUUUUCAGACUAAGCAUUUGAUACGAGUAUUCUUGGAGCGUUCCUACGACACUUCCAAUGUCUUGGAGGCUAAACUCUUAUUGCACUUGUGGCUUACCAGAUCACCUCAAAAAUGUGGCUUAGCUUUUGGAGUUGAUAGUUGAUAUUUGAAUGUAAAACUGAGCAUAUAUUUGAACGGAAACCCGUCUACAUUUCGUAUGAUUAUGCACCGAUUGAUGAUAAUUUAUUUGUGAAUGUUGGUUACAACGGUUGACGAUGAACAUCCAUAAUAUGAUCGCACAUAUCCAUCGUAAUUUAGUAGGAUACUAAAAAGUCAAACAGGUCUACAACUGAAUCAGGUUAGCCCUAAUUAAGUCACUCUCACCACAGUUCUCUCUAUAUAUUUAUUUACUUUUCAACCUUUUUUUCUUUUUUAUGAAGAAUAAAUAUAUUAAUUUAGUUUAUAAAAUGGUGUUUCAUGUGUUGGGGAGUUUGGAGGGUACUAGGUUGAUUCUCACUUUUGUUUCCUUUUUUAAACACUUUGUUGUGAUUGGGUUUUAUUAAUUGUCAAAUCUGGGAAAGGGACCCCGUACCCAAACAGAAGAUCUCUGAUUGUACAAUUCCUCGGAACUGUAGCAAACAAGUGGCGACAAAAAAAAAGGUUCCUGCCUGCCUGCCACCAAAUAAAUAAAAGAAAGAAAUGGGGGCCAGCAAUAGCAUUGCUUGUUUGUUUAUCUUUUUUUUCUUUUUUUGCUCUGCAGUCUAUCCGUUUCUGACUUUCUGGCUUCCUUCUCCCAUUGGCUGGUGCCGCUUCGACCCUUCGAUUGUAGCUAGGGGCGGGUCUUAGGUAAUACUAACGGGACCGGUUAUUCUAACGGGACCGGUUAUUGUAACAACACCCAUUGUGUUGUUAUUGUAACAACACUAGUCCCCAACCAAUAGGAAGCUAGGGAUGUGAUGACUUUUUAUUAGUUAAGUUGACCUAGUGUAAAAUCAAAACAGGGGUAUAAUUGUCAUUAUGAAAAUAUGUUUAAAAAAUAAAAAAAUAAAAAAUAAAAAAUAAAAAUAAAUUUUUUUUUUUAUUUUCUGCCCAAAAAAUUGGUCGCCGGAAUUCUGCCACCGGUCGCCGGAAAGUGGUCGCCGGUCACCGGAAUAUGCUAUUUUGUCGCCGGAAUAUGCUAUUUGUCGUCGGAAUAUGCUUACCGGUGUCGGAAUAUGCUUACCGGCGUCGGAAUCUAGUCAUCGGGGCCGGAAUAUGCCUAUCGGCGUCGGAAUCUGCUCACUGACGGUCACCGGAGUUCGGUCAACGAACUUCGUUGACCGGGUCAACGGUCUUCGUUGACCAGGUCAACGGUCAACGAAGACCGGAUGUAUGGUCUACAUUGUGAGAUUUAUGGUUUGGUUUCUCAUAUUUUCGUAUGCCUUUUGUGGUUUGCUUUAUCGUGUUUGUGGUUUGCAUUAAGAAGUUUCUGGUUUGCUUUAUCGUGUUUCUGGUUUGCAUUGAGGAGUUUCUGGUUUGCUUUCAAAAACUUUGUGGUUUGCAUUGUGAGGUUUUUGGUUUGUUUUAAUAUAUUUGUGGUUUGCAUUAUGACGUUUAUUGUUUGCUUUUUUGUGGUUUGAUUUACUGUGUUUGUCGUUUGCAUUACGAGGUUUCUGGUGUGCUUUCGCAAAUGUUGUGGUUUGCUUUGUGAGGUUUGUGGUUUGUUUUAGGAGAUUUGUGGUAUGCAUUAGAAGGUUUCUGGUUUGCAUUAAGAAGUUUUUGGUGUGCUUUCGAAACUUUUGUGGUUUGCUUUGCGAGGUUUCUGGUUUGUUUUAAUAUAUUUGUGGUCUGCAU
Linum trigynum is the source of this 4866-nucleotide messenger RNA. Lineage: Eukaryota; Viridiplantae; Streptophyta; Magnoliopsida; Malpighiales; Linaceae. The record is from the annotation of a GenBank genome assembly.